CGUCGACCAUGUCAGAGACCUAUCGGUGCCCAAAUGGCACCUCCACUACUUUCCAAGGAUACUGCCGACAUCGAGGCCUUACUAGCACUGAACCCAAGAGUGAACCACCUUGCAAAGGUGGUUCCCAGCUACGAAACCAAGAUGAACAAGCAUAACUGGAAAAGGAACGCGGGAAAAAAUUGCGAGUCAUGUAGCCCUGAUCUAGCAAAUGACUUCAGAGAUAUCAAGCAUACAACCCUUAGUGAACGUGGAGCGCUACGCGAAGCUUUGCGGUGCUUGAAGUGUGCCGAUGCGCCAUGUCAGAAGAGCUGCCCAACCCAACUCGAUGUUAAAGCAUUCAUAACAAGUAUCUCAAAUAAGAAUUAUUAUGGUGCAGCUCGUCAGAUUCUCAGCGACAAUCCUCUCGGCUUAACUUGUGGCAUGGUCUGCCCAACAUCAGAUCUCUGUGUUGGUUCAUGUAACCUGCAUGCAAGCGAAGAGGGUGCCAUCAACAUCGCAGGUCUGCAGCAAUUUGCUUGCGAGGUAUUCAAGAAAAUGAAUGUUCGCCAAAUUGUGUCGAGGGAAGUGCGACAAACCAGAAACGAAUCGCACAGAUGUGGCCCAGCUUCCAUAUCGUGUGCGUCUUUCUUGGCCAGACUCGGCUACACUGACAUCACGAUAUACGAAAAACAGCAAUACGUUGGAGGUCUAAGCUCGUCGGAAAUCCCACAAUUUCGGUUGCCAUACUCCGCAGUAGAUUUUGAAAUUCAACUUGCUCGUGAUAUCGGAGUAAAGAUUGAGACUGGUCGCGCUCUACACAAAUCCGACAUCACUCUCGAAAAACUCAAGGUCAGCGGAGUGAAAGCAGUUUUCAUCGGUAUCGGAAUGCCGGAACCUAAAAGGAUUCCUAUCUUCGAUGGAUUAACAGAAAACCAUGGGUUUUACACAAGCAAGGAUUUUUUGCCCAAAGUAGCAGCGGCAAGUAAAAUAGGCUUGUGUGGAUGUUCUGGGACCCCACUUCCGUCACUUAAAGGACGAGUCCUUGUACUUGGAGCCGGUGACACUGCUUUCGACUGUGCAACUUCCGCUCUUCGAUGUGGAGCAAAAAGAGUAAUUGUGGUGUUUCGUAAAGGAAUAACUGGAAUCCGAGCCGUGCCAGAGGAGAUGGAACUUGCUCGUGAGGAGAAGUGUGAGUUCAUGCCAUUCUGUGCACCUAGAGCGGUGAACGUGAAAGAUGGUAAGAUCGUAUCAAUGCAGUUUGUGAAGACCGACCAAGACUCGGAUGGAAAAUGGUACGAGGAUGAGGAGCAGACGAUCACUGUUAAAGCAGACUAUAUUAUUUCUGCAUUUGGAUCAGCACUUCUCGAUCCAGAAGUUGUGUACGCCAUGUCUCCUCUCAAACUGAUCAAAUGGGGAAUACCGGAAGUUGAUAGUUCGACACAAGCAACGAGCGAGCCUUGGGUAUUUGCCGGUGGAGAUAUUGCUGGUGUUGCUGAAACCACUGUCGAGUCUGUUAACGACGGAAAGGUAUAUUCCCUGAGAUAUACAUUUGUCGAUAUAUCAGUGGAAAUGUGCGGUGUUAAGUUUGAACAUCCAUUUGGACUAGCAUCAGCCCCUCCUACAACAUCUGGACCGAUGUGUCGCCGAGCUUUCGAACAGGGAUGGAGCUUCAUAUUGACCAAGACAUUUGGGCUUGAUAAGGAUCGUAUAACUAAUGUGUCUCCACGGAUUGUUAGAGGAUCGACUAGUGGACCUAUCUACGGUCCUAACCAGGGGUCAUUUUUGAAUAUAGAAUUGAUUUCGGAAAAGUCAGCAGCCUAUUGGCUAAGUUGCAUAAGGGAACUGAAACAGGAUUUUCCGGAGAAAGUUGUGGUUGCCUCGAUUAUGUGCACAUUUGAUAAGGACGAUUGGACGCUUUUGUCGAAGCAAUGCGAAGACGCUGGUGCCGACUUUCUUGAGCUAAAUCUUUCGUGUCCACAUGGAAUGGGAGAAAAAGGCAUGGGACUCGCAUGUGGGCAGGAUCCAGAAAUUGUGAGGGCAAUUUGCACGUGGAUAAAGGAAGCAGUGAAGAUACCUUUUUUUCCGAAAAUGUCGCCUAAUAUCACGGAUAUCCGGAUGAUAGCACGAGCAGCAAAAUCAGGAGGAGCAAACGGUGUGACUGCCACUAAUACUUUAUCAGGCCUCAUGCACUUGAGAGCCGAAGGAACUGCUUGGCCUUCAGUUGGAGAGGAGAAAAAAACUACUUAUGGUGGAGUGUCUGGCUCAGCUAUUCGACCAAUUGCUCUCAGAGCUGUGGCUGCUAUAGCAAAUGAUCUAAAAGGUUUUCCUAUUAUGGCUACUGGUGGGAUAGAAAGUGCAGAAACAGGUCUAGCGUUCCUGAAUGUCGGAGCAUCUGUUUUACAGGUGACGAACAUUCUAAAACACGUAGUUUGCGGUGGGCUUGAACUUGCUAUAACCCUUUCCGGAGACUAA
Messenger RNA from Angiostrongylus costaricensis, 2451 nucleotides. NCBI's taxonomy places the organism in Eukaryota, Metazoa, Nematoda, Chromadorea, Rhabditida, Metastrongylidae. The record is from the annotation of a GenBank genome assembly.